This is a messenger RNA of Neurospora crassa OR74A, 2179 nucleotides long. Its product is annotated as PH domain-containing protein. The record is from RefSeq and is a predicted model, not a curated record. NCBI's taxonomy places the organism in Eukaryota, Fungi, Ascomycota, Sordariomycetes, Sordariales, Sordariaceae. The transcript has 3 exons. The coding region runs from base 381 to 1877 and encodes 498 amino acids.
GGAAGGCUGGCCAAAAAGGUUCCCUCCUUUGCAGGGUCUGGAUGACUUCAUCCAACCUUGUUCUCCUGCGCGUCAACUCUGGUCACACCCACUUUGCUUGCACAGGGUUGGGACGAACACUUCAGCCUGUGAACCCAACCGCUUGGAACUCGCUUCGAACCCAUCCUUGCCCCUUUUUUGCGUGAUCUUUUCAGGCCGAGUACCCUUGGCAGAAGUCUUCCUCGCUCUGGAGUAAAACAAAAGGGGUUCUGCGACAGUAUUCCAUACCACCACCAUCAUCAACCUACUACUGCGAGUAGCAGCUCUUGUUGAACAGACAUCCCCACACAACCUUUAGCUGACUCGCGACAAGAACACGCUUUUGCUCCCCCCCAAGAAAUAUGUCCGCCAACGCGUCGGCAGCGCCCUCGAGGCAAACAACAAUGAUGAGCAAUGCCAGCGAUGACACGGCCAUUCCCGAGUUCGAUCCCAACAGCACCGCCGGUAUUCUCGUCCAGCGUCUCCGGGCAUGGAAGCACGCCGUCGCCUACCUGGAAGACUACGUCGAGGCCGUUGAAAAGAUUCACCAUUCUCAAGCAAAGGAAUACGAGAAGGUCUUGAAGACCAUUUCCCACCCCCUGAGGGAAGGGGAUCACUUCUCCCAGCAUGCCACCAAUGUCACCGGUGUUGCGGCCAUGUUCGAGGUCUUGCGCGCCAAUACCCAGGGCAUGAUCAACAGCAACCUCGAGACACAGAAAAAACUUAAGGAGACUGUCCUCCACGACCUGAAGGGCUUGCACCAUGAAAUCAAGGACUACUCAAAGAGGCUCUCUCACAGCCUGAACAAGGGAGCCAAGGCGGUCGAGAAGUCCCGCAACACGACUCAAAAGCAUAUCGAGCUGCUUUCCCAGCACGUUGCCUCUUUUCCGACGAGCGGCGCCGACCUCAAUCCGGCCGAUGAUCCGUAUGUUCUUCGCCAAGGCGUCAUCUACCGCCUCCAUAACCAGAUCCAGGAUGAAAACAAUCAUCGCACCGAACUCAUCACCGCCCAGGCCCAGUUCAUGGAAUUCGAGGUCAAGGUUGUUAAGAGCAUCCAAAAGGCCAUGGAGGACUUGAACACGCUCGCCGGUGGCCAUGCCGAGCAUGUUCGUGGUCUCUACGCCCAAGUGCUCCAGACCUCCCAGAACAUCCCGCCCGACUUUGAGUGGCAAGAAUUCCGGGUUCGCAGUGCCGACGUACUCGUCAACGAGAACGAACCGCCUCGUGAACUCGGCCACCUGCUUCCCCUGGUUCCCAACGCUGAUAACCCUUCUACCAAGGCGCUCAUCGAGGGCUCUCUUGACCGCAAGUCUCGCAACAAGCUCUCGUGGGGCUACAAUACCGGCUACUACGUCGUCACCCCUGCCAGGUACCUCCACGAGUUCAAGGACAACGACCCCAAGCGCAAGGACCCCCAGCCCGAACUCAGCAUCUACCUGCCCGAUGCCAUUAUCGGCGCUCCCAAGGACGACAAGUUCAAUGUCAAGGGCAAGGACAAGUCUAAGGGCAUCGGCAGCAAGUUGGCGGGCACCUCGGAGUUGCAGUUCAAGGCCCACAGCGCCGCAGAAGCCCAAAAGUGGUUCGAUAUUAUUAGCAAUGUUGCCGGCGCUCUUGGUCCUGGCGUAGCCACCCCCGUCACUACUCCCACUCCGGACACCGAGGACAAGAAGCUCGAGGCUGCGACUAACAACCUGACCUUGAACGAGGCCCAGACCCUGCCGCCGUCGCCCCAUGAGACUGGUGUCGUUGCCAGUCCCAUCAACAUUUCGCCUGUUGACUCCAAGGCUGCGGGUACCGCCGCUCCUCCUGCUGUAUCCCCUGCGGCCGCGGUUCCUGAAAAGGGUGCUUUGCCUAAGUAGUAAGGCGGCUUUCCACCUAAGAGUCGGGUCUCAUAAUGAUGAUAAUGAUGAUGAUGAUGAAGAGAAUCGAGACAAAGAGCAACAACUGCAAGAAAGAAACCAAGAACAAUGCCAUGGAAUUCGAAACGACACACUUUGCCGAUGCUAGAUUAGUUGGGUAUUUGGCAGAGUUGGUUUAUUUGGUACCAUUUCGUUUAUACCCCCCUUCCUCCCCCCUUAUACCCCCGUCAUUCAUAUUAUUCUAUCUGAAUAGCUAUCUAAUUGUCCAUUUACCAUGAAUGAAUCUUGCUUUGUGAUGCCCG